Messenger RNA from Penicillium digitatum Pd1, 1944 nucleotides. The record is from RefSeq and is a predicted model, not a curated record. Lineage: Eukaryota; Fungi; Ascomycota; Eurotiomycetes; Eurotiales; Aspergillaceae.
AUGAUGGCCCUCGAAGCUGCCAGGCCUAAACAACUCUCAUACUUCGAUCCCGUAACAAUGGAUCUCUCUAUGUUCUCUUUCCCGGUUGAGGGCUUUCCCCACUACCAACAGGACCUGGAUAUGUCGCAUGCCGCCAAUGCCUACUACGACACCCACCCAUUGUUGGAGUCUGCAGAUCUGCAAAAUCCCACAUAUUUAGCUUCUAUACCCGCCACGCCUCCUUCGAUCUCUGCCUCUAACUCUGCAGAGCCAUAUUUACCUACCGGAUCUGCUGCCUCAGGGCAGUCCAUUGCUAGCGCAUCUUCAUCGGCAAUGGGAUCACCAUACUCAGGAACCGCGCAUGCCUUCCAGGAGAACUGGGUGAAUACGAACCACGGAUUGGGUCUACCAGCCGCAGUGAUGAACGACCUUUUUUCACAAGAGUACAUGGGAAGUACGUUGGAAAUGGAAAUGCCCUACCAAGAGAAAUUCCUCGAUCCUUUUGUCGAUCCCUCAUUGAUUCAAUCGGCGCAACAAGGAUCUGGAAUCACUCCGAUCAUCUCAUUUCCCGACCAGCCCACCUCUUCCUAUACAAACGUGCCCAGUUAUAUUUCCCACUCUCCCGCCCCAUCACCUCUCCCAUAUAAUGAUACCGCAGAGCACCACACCUCGCCCCGCACACAACCAGUACAGCACACUGGACCAUCUCCCCUUUUGGUCCCACAGAGGUCUCAUUCGCGACCACUCUCGAUCUACGAUCGGCGGUCGUCCAUUUCCUCAAUUCAGUCCCGACUCUCCCAGCCCAGCCCGGCGCUGAGCAGUAUUGAUCCAGACGAAGACACUAAAGAAAAAGUGCGCUGCCCACAUCCCGACUGUGGUCGAGUCUUCAAAGACUUGAAAGCCCAUAUGUUGACUCACCAGUCUGAGCGACCAGAGAAGUGUCCAAUCCUCAACUGCGAGUACCACAUCAAGGGCUUCGCCCGCAAGUACGACAAGAACCGCCACACCCUGACCCAUUACAAAGGAACCAUGGUAUGCGGUUUUUGCCCGGGAUCCGGCUCCCCCGCCGAGAAGAGCUUCAACCGCGCCGAUGUCUUCAAGCGCCACCUGACCUCCGUCCACGGCGUAGAACAAACCCCGCCAAAUUGCCGAAAGCGCAGUCCUGGCGUAGCUAAGAAGGGCACCAACUAUAGCCCCGACGCGACAGGAAAGUGUUCUACCUGCUCAUCGACAUUUAGCAACGCGCAGGACUUCUACGAACAUUUGGAUGACUGCGUUCUCCGCGUCGUGCAGCAAGAAGAACCCUCGGAGGCGAUCAACCAGCAGCGUCUGGCAGAGGUCGCUUCAGACGAAGAGGUCAAAAAGACCAUGGAGAAGCACAAACUCCACGACGUGGCUGGCCCGAUCGACCAAUUCGACUAUUAUGAAGACCAAGAUGACCCCGAUGCCCACGACCCCUCCAGCUGGCGCGGUCUGAAGACUAGGCCCAAAUUCUCCAAGGGCAACAUUCUCGCUUCCCGCCCUCUCAUCGGCUCCGGCAAUGCCAUCUCGAAGAAUUCAUCCAAGCCCCGCGCUGUCACCACCCGCCGCCGCAAUAACCGUGGCAACUACCCUCAGUCCUGGGGUUGCCCCAGCAGCAGCCUGAAGACCAGGAAGCGAGUGCUAUGUGUCUUUGAUGGCAACCGCCGCCUGUGGAAAGACGAAAUGAUGCUCAAUAACGAAUUCGAGGUCCGUCUGAGACCUCUUGGUGGUGUGGGCGACGGUACCAACCGCGAUGCCUACAUAACCGAUCUGGAUGUUGAGACAUUGAAGCGCGCCGAGGGUGUGCACAACGCCACUCAGGAGGAGCGUGGUCCUUGGUUGGGCGGCCCGUCGCCUCAUCUUAUGGGUCAACCGGCGAUGCUAUUGCCAGAACUGUGCCUGCCCCAUGAUGAUGAGAUCUCGCUGAAUGAAUUAAUGGCUUAA